AUGAAAAGAAAUACAAUCACUAAACGUAGACGGAUGGAAUCAACUGCUGAGAGUGAACUUGUUGAAAUUGAGAGAUUUAAAAGCUGUUCGAGAACGUUUAUUGUUAAGAACAAGGAAGAAAUAAUAGACUACCAUCUAACUAAUCCAUCAUUUGUACCAAUUUUUUUUCAUAAUCUGGCAUAUGACAGUCACUUUAUAAUUCGAGAACUUGGAUGUAACGAUAAAGAUAUUCAUGUUAUACCUAAUUCAUCUGAAAAAUAUAUAUCAUUUAGUAAAGAAAUCGCACCAAAAUUUAACCUAAAGUCUGUUGAUACAUACCGUUUUAUGGCUGAAAAAUUAAGUAAACUAGCAAAAAAUUUAUCCGAAGAUAAGUUGAGGUUUAGAGAAACUAUUAAAGUAUUUUCUAUUGAAAUCACUCUAACCGAUGAAAAUAUUACUGAUAACGAUUAUAUACAUGCGAAAAAUGUAUGGAACGUGUUUAAUAUAAAGACAUUAGGUGAAUAUAGCGAUCAUUAUUUAAAAACUGAUGUUGUAAUACUAGCUGACGUGUUUGUAAAUUUCAGAGACUUAUGUUUAUCUACUCUUGAACUAGAUCCUGCUCAUUAUAUGACUGCUCCGGGAUUUGCGUAUGACUGUAUGCUUAAAUAUACUAAAAUCGAAUUAGAAAGGUUAAAAUGUCCUAACAUGCUUUUGUUUAUCGAGAACUCUAUUCGUGGUGGAAUAACUCAAUCAACUAAAAGAUAUGCUAAAGCAAACAUACCAAAUAUUGAAGGAUUGAAUUAUAAUUCUAAUGAACCGAUUACAUGGAUAACAUAUCUUGAUUGUGUAAAUUUAUAUGGAAAGUCUAUGUUAACAGAAUUACCUUUUAAAGAUUUUGAAUGGGUUGAUGACUUCAAUAUAGACGUAACUAAAAUUGCUGAUGAUUCUGAAGUUGGAUAUAUAUUACAAGUUGAUGUCGACUACCCUAAAAAUUUGCAUAAAACUCAUAAUGAUUUCCCGUUUUUAACAUUAAACGAAUGUUCACCAAAUUCUAAUGUUAAGAAAUUGUUAACUACACUAUUACCGAAAAAAAACUAUAUUGUUCAUUACAAAAAUUUAAAACAAGCGAUUUCUCACGGUCUUAAAAUUGUAAAAAUUCAUCGAGCUUUCCGAUUUUCUCAAAAGAAAUGGAUGUCAUCGUACAUUGAAUUCUGUACUAAAAUGAGAACAGAAGCUAAAAACGAGUUUGAAAAAGAAUUCUGGAAGCUUUUAAUUAAUAGUGUUUUUGGAAAAUGUAUGGAGAACGUUCGAACAAGAGCUUCUAUAAAACUGGUUUCAUCGGGAAAAAAAGCUAAUAAAUUAAUGGCAAAAACUAAUUUUAAGGAUAGAACUAUUUACUCUAAGAAUCUUAUGGCUAUUCAUCAACAUAAGGAAACUAUUAAAUUCGAUAAGGCGAUUUAUGUAGGAUCUGCAAUUUUAGACGUUUCGAAAACUUUUAUGUAUGAUUUUCAUUAUAAUGUAAUGAAAAAGAAAUAUGAUAGAAAAAUUAGUUCUUUAUAUUCGGAUACAGAUUCCUUGAUAUAUACCAUUCAAACAAAAAAUUUUUUCGAUGAUUUAAAAAAUGAUUUAUUGCCAUAUUUUGACACAUCUAAUUAUCCUAAAGACCAUUAUUGCUUUAGUGAAAUUCAUAAAAGCCAACCAGGAUUCUUCAAGGAUGAACUUAAAUCAAUAAUUCUUAAAGAAUUUGUUUCAUUAAGACCGAAAUUAUACGCUUAUAAAACCAUAGAUGAUACUGUAGAAAAAAAGGCAAAAGAGAUAUUAAAUGCUUUUAUCAACCAUAGAUCUGUUGAGAAAAAACAAUCUCACAGAAACAUGAACUUCAUUCAAUCGAAUAAACAUGUUGUUCAUUCAAAAACAAUGAACAAGCUUGUUCUCAGUGCCAAUGACGAUAAAAGAUAUAAUGAAUGA
Messenger RNA from Aphis gossypii (cotton aphid), 1947 nucleotides. RefSeq lists its product as uncharacterized. NCBI's taxonomy places the organism in Eukaryota, Metazoa, Arthropoda, Insecta, Hemiptera, Aphididae. The transcript is spliced from 4 exons. The record is from RefSeq and is a predicted model, not a curated record. Bases 1 to 1947 code for a protein of 648 amino acids.